AUGGCAGCUCGGAAUACGAACAAUGUGUAUACAGGGCCAGACUCCCUUCGCGAUUACUAUGAUCCAGACCAACAGCCUAUGUUACCGAUGGUAGAGCUUCCACAAAAGCUCAACCCAUUUUACGAAGAUGGGGUGAGAAUAUACGCCAAGAUGAUGAGCACGUUACCGGCCAACAACGUGAAGGCUCUUCCAGCUUUGAACAUGUUGCAAAACUCUGUAAAGCCCGAGACAAAGACUAUCAUCGAGUACAGCUCCGGCUCUACAGUUAUAUCAAUGUCGCUCAUUGCUCGAGCCCUGUACGGAAUUACCGACACCCGGGCUUUCCUCAGCAACAAGACUUCAUGGACGAAGCUGCAGCUGAUGAGAUUCUUUGGUUUGAACAUCACUCUUUUCGGGGGGCCCUCUCAGCCAGAACCAACAGAUCCGCGUGGGGGAAUCAACAAAGCGAAGCAACUGAGUAGUGAAAGUGGCGAGCAGGUGUUGAAUCCCAACCAGUACACAAAUGAAAUGAACUGGAAGUCCCAUUUCCGAUGGACUGGACCACAAAUACUUGCUCAAAUCCCAGAGAUCAACGUCUUUUGUUGCGGGAUGGGUACAUCCGGGACAAUGACCGGGAUCGGGACUUAUCUCAAGCAGGCCAAGUCCUCAGUAUUCCGUGUCGGGGUCUGCACCGAGGCUGGAGACCGAGUACCCGGCCCUCGAUCCUAUGCGCUCAUGUCACCCGUCGAGUUUCCAUGGCGUGCUGCUGUGGACACCAUUGAGGAGGUCGGCUCGUACGAUUCAUACAGGCUGUCACUUGAAAUGUCACGGCAGGGUUUGAUAUGUGGACCUUCCUCUGGCUUCAACCUACAAGGCUUAUGCAACUUCCUUCGGAAGCGAAAGUCUGAAGGCUCGCUGGAAGCGCUACGAGGAGAUGAUGGUGAAAUCCAUUGUGUCUUCGUCGCGUGUGACCUUCCGUACCAAUAUCUGGAUGAGUAUUUCAACAAGUUGGGCGACGAGGUUUUCCAUCCUCUAAUCAAUGAAAAUCUGCUCAGCGUUGACAGCUACAGAUAUGAUGAGGCUUGGGAAGUGGACGUCCAAACCUUUUGCGACAUUGUGUUUUCAUCCAGUCCCGUGGAGAUCACCAUGAAAAAUUUCUUUGCCAAACCUCGAAACGUGAUCUUGGAUCUCCGAACAGCCAAAAGCUUUGCCGAAUAUCAUCUCUCGGGAUCAAUAUCAAGGUCUUUGACAUCUCUCGAGAUGUUCACACCGUCGCCAUUCUCCGACCCGAUAGUGCUGGAACGUCAAUGGAAGGAGCUCGAGUCUGUGUUUGAUCCCACAACUAUUGGCCUGCUGAAGAAUAUGGGAAUUGUUUGGUUGACUUGUUACGAUGGAGAUACGUCUCGAGUGGCCACGAGUAUCCUGAGAGCCAAAGGGGUUACAGCGAACAAUCUCAGAGGUGGAAUGCUAACUUUGUUAUCCACUGCAAAAGGCGACAAUAAUGAUCGCAGUGAAAGUGUUGAUUCCGGAGUCGGAUUACAUCAUCCUACUCAGGAAGAGGAUGAGUGUCGUGCACAAACGCUGGCAGAGUCAGGAAUCGAGCCUAAGGGCAUUUCUGUUUUGCAGACUUGA
Diaporthe amygdali is the source of this 1611-nucleotide messenger RNA. RefSeq names its product cysteine synthase A. Gene Ontology annotation, cellular component: cytoplasm. The coding region runs from base 1 to 1611 and encodes 536 amino acids. The transcript is spliced from 3 exons. The record is from RefSeq and is a predicted model, not a curated record. Gene Ontology annotation, molecular function: cysteine synthase activity; cystathionine beta-synthase activity. Lineage: Eukaryota; Fungi; Ascomycota; Sordariomycetes; Diaporthales; Diaporthaceae.